Messenger RNA from Aureobasidium uvarum, 1005 nucleotides. Lineage: Eukaryota; Fungi; Ascomycota; Dothideomycetes; Dothideales; Saccotheciaceae. The record is from the annotation of a GenBank genome assembly.
AUCACUCUUGCCCAAUUCCUUGCAUUGGCAGCCACUGCCAGCUGCGCUGCUAUCAACCUCGAGGCCAGAGCCACUCCUCUCGAUGUCAAGCUUACCUCUCUCGGAAACUCCAAGGUCAAGGCCGUCGUGACCAACAACGGUGAAGCCAGCUACAAUCUCUUCUACAAGGGUACUUUCCUCGACAGCGAGGCUCCUGUUGACAAGUUCCAUACCAAGGCUCCUUUCACUGGUAUCCUGCAGCGUCUGGCUUACACCCAGCUUAGCGAGGAUGUCUUCAAGCCAAUCAUGGCCGGCCAGUCGAUCGAGGUCGAAGUCGAACUCGCCGAGUUGUACGAGCUUUCUUCCAACGGAAAGUACGACGUCCUCGCUGCUGGUGCCAUCCCCUACGCUGAGCUCAACUCCACCGCUCUGACCGGAAGUGCCCUUGCCUUUACCAGCAACACCCUCUCUGUUGACGUUGACGCCGCCGAGGCAGCCAAGGUCGAGAGUGCCGUCAGCAAGCUCUCCAAGCGCACUCUUAUCCAGAGUGACUGCACCGGCACCCGUUUGACCGCCGUCCGCAGUGCCCUGAGCAACUGCCAGAAAUUGGCAACUGCUGCCGCUACUGCUGCCACUUCUGGCUCGGCCAGCAAGUUCCAGGAGUACUUCAAGACUACUUCUUCCAGCGUCCGCAGCACUGUUGCCGCACGUCUGAGAGCCGCNACUGACGUUUACGGCGGUUGCUCGUCUGGCGUACUCGCCUACACCCUCNNCCCCUCCAACAACUACGUUGCCUACUGCCCUCUCUUCUUCAGCGACCUCCCCGGACUCACCGGCCAAUGCCACGCUCAGGACCAGGCCACCACUGCCUUGCACGAGGAGACCCACGCUCCCGGCGUCUACUCCCCCGGCACUGAGGACAACGGUUACGGCUACAGCGCUGCCACCCGUCUUUCCAGCUCUGCUGCUGUCCUCAACGCUGAUUCUUAUGCUCUUUACGCCAACGCCAUCUACUCUGGAUGCUAG